AUGGGAUCAAGAAAGACUGCUUUAGUGAAGACAAGACUCAUGAGGGCCCUAAAGAGGAACAGAGAGAUUCCAGCAUGGAAGAGGAUGAUGAAGGAACACAAGGGAGAAUAUAACAGGGCAAGAAGGCACUGGAGGUCGAAGAAGUUGAAGAUCUAUUAA
Encephalitozoon cuniculi GB-M1 is the source of this 159-nucleotide messenger RNA. Its product is annotated as ribosomal 60S subunit protein L39. Gene Ontology annotation, molecular function: structural constituent of ribosome. Lineage: Eukaryota; Fungi; Microsporidia; Unikaryonidae. Gene Ontology annotation, biological process: translation. Gene Ontology annotation, cellular component: ribosome. Bases 1 to 159 code for a protein of 52 amino acids. The transcript has 2 exons. The record is from RefSeq and is marked provisional.